Molecule: messenger RNA, 1235 nt
Organism: Polychytrium aggregatum
Lineage: Eukaryota; Fungi; Chytridiomycota; Chytridiomycetes; Polychytriales
Product: superoxide dismutase
Exons: 2
Coding region: 170-862 (230 amino acids)
Biological process (GO): removal of superoxide radicals
Cellular component (GO): cytoplasm
Molecular function (GO): superoxide dismutase copper chaperone activity; copper ion binding
Source: RefSeq, a predicted model, not a curated record
CAGGCCGCAUCCGUUUCGAAUCAUCGACCCCAUUGUCGGCCAGAUCUGCGUUUUGCGAAUCGUCGGCUGAUCCGCCCAGAGCCCAUCACCUUCCCCCCCCCUGUCGCUCGACAGCAUCAUCGUCACAUCCGAUUGUCUCUGCAUUCCAACACCACCGCCUACCGCAAAAAUGGCUCCUACCGUAUUCAAGUCCGAGUUCGCCGUCAACAUGACCUGCUCGUCGUGUGCCGACUCGGUCCGCUCGACACUCUCGGGCAUCGAUGGCAUCGACAAGAUCGACAUCCAGCUGCCCGAGAAGCGGGUGAUGGUUGAAGGCGCCGUCCCCCCUUCCACGAUCUUUCGGGCUCUCAAGGCCACCGGCCUUGCCACGGUGUUGCGGGGCCAGGGAUCGACCGGGUCUGCCAACAUCGGAGCCGCCGUCUGCAUCUUCGAGACCUUCCAGGGUGCCAAAGGAUGGGCCCAGUUCAACAACAAGGGCCUGGCUCGGCUGCAGCAAGUCGAUGAGCAGACCUGCCUGAUCGACGUUGCCGUCGACGGUCUGCAGGAAGGCCACUGGACGGCAGCCGUCCACACCCUCGGCGACAUCAGCAAAGGCAUCGAAUCGACCGGCCCCGAGUUUGCCGAGCUGGGCUCCUUCGAGGUUGGUCCCUCGGGUCGCGGCGAUCUCGUUGCCGAGACUUCCAAGCUGAAGGUCUGGGAUGUCAUCGGCCGGUCGAUUGUGCUCUCGCAUCAGCCCACCAGCGGCACCCGCAUCCCGCUGAUUGCUGGCAUCAUUGCCAGAUCGGCUGGCAUUUUUGAGAACGCCAAGCGAGUGUGCUCGUGCUCGGGCCGGACCCUGUGGGAGGAGACCACUCCCUUCUAAGAGCCAAGGCAUGUAUGUGCGCUCUCGCCGACAGCGCCAUUUGGCAGUGCGAUGCACCAUAUCGUUGUAUCGUUGUAUCGUUGUGGUUGGGCUGCGAUGGAGCCAGCGCCAGUCGACCCCAACCCAAUGCCGGUUCGUAGCCCGUGCCCAUGUCUCAUCCGAACACCGCUUCGGCUCGUAUGUGUCGCUGCUUCUUGUCGAACAGCGCCGAUCUCGGGUGGUCAGAGCCCAAAAUAUAGAGCAAGAAUGUGCACCAGCAGGAGACUCCAUGCGGAACCAUCAACUCACGGCGUGCAUCGAAAGGUGAAGGCUGCCAUGAUCCCAUCCCAUCCCAUCCCAGUCGCUCGCCCCCAGCCCCCCGCAGACCGGCGAC